Messenger RNA from Saccostrea echinata, 1348 nucleotides. RefSeq names its product THO complex subunit 6 homolog. The record is from RefSeq and is a predicted model, not a curated record. The transcript has 13 exons. Gene Ontology annotation, cellular component: transcription export complex; THO complex. Lineage: Eukaryota; Metazoa; Mollusca; Bivalvia; Ostreida; Ostreidae. The coding region runs from base 52 to 1071 and encodes 339 amino acids. Gene Ontology annotation, molecular function: protein binding. Gene Ontology annotation, biological process: mRNA export from nucleus.
CACCGAUGCACAAGCUUUUUUUUGCACAUGCACUAUUAGUCUAUAAAAGUCAUGAAGCUCGACAAAAGUCAAGGGGCCAGAAAACUUCUUCACACGACUGUAUUUAGUCAGUGUUUUUCUCCUUGUGGUCAGUACUUAGCAGCCUGUAACAAUUAUGGAAAAAUAUCAAUAUUCAGUUUACCAAAAGCUCUUGCUCCAGAUGCUUCAGAGGAAAAUUGGCAGCAGAUAUUUUCCUUCCAAGCAAGUGAAGAUGGGGCCCUCUACUGUCUGGCAACAACUUCAGACCUUCUGAUCAGCGCAGGAAAUGGUCCAAUCUGUGCUUGGAAAUGGAAGGAAAUCUUAAACAAAAGUCCCCACGUUGUCUGGUCUUUCACCAUCCCUAAAAAGGGCCCGUUCUCUAACCCAGAAGUAAACUCAUUAAUUGUUGAUAAACAGGAAUGGGGGACAACCUUGUUCGCUGGAUGCGGGGAUAAGAACGUGUAUGGCUGGGAUCUAGAGUCCGGAACACAAGUGCUGACUCUGAGUGGGCACACAGACUACAUACAUGACAUCUCCAUGAAAAACGAUGGCAACACACUGGCUUCUGCCUCAGAGGAUGGUUCAGUCAACAUAUGGGACAUUAGAGACAGUGCUGAGCCGGUUCAUUCCAUUGUCCCACACAAAAUAGAGAGUUGUAGUAGGCCGAGUUUAGGUAAAUGGAUUGGCUGUGUUGAUAUGGACUCCACAGACGAUUGGUUGGUGUGUGGAGGGGGGCCAAAAAUGUCCCUAUGGCACCUCAGGUCAAUGACAACAACCACAGUGUUUGAUACACCAAAGGUGUGCCAGAAAACUGUUCAAUUCUACGAAGACACGAUAAUCUCUGCUGGGACCGACCAUUUUGUAAACCACUGGUUUGUCAAUGGUGACCUGAAAGCCCAAGUUCCGUGCACCCCAACCUCUGUGUUCAGUGUGUGCAUCAACAAAAAUGAUGAGAAAUAUAAGGUGCUCAGUGCUAGUGGUAGUAGUUACAAGAUAGAUAUUUGUACAAACUUUGGAUAUAGAGCUUUCUCAUUUGUACUUUCUCCAGAUUAGGGUUGUUAACACAGACAUUGGUAUUGUUUGUAAACUCAACAGUGCAUUUUAAUAUGUAUGUAGGCUGGAUGUGUUCAAUACAGCAGAAAGAACUGCACAGAUUAGAGAUAUGAAUUGGAUGAGAUAUUGUGUACCUUCUAGUUGCUAAUACAUGUAUCAUCUGUAUGUCAGCUUUAGCAGUGCAUUCUUCACAGAAACCUAGCAUGAUUCAAAGAUGAAAAUGAUUAUAACUUGGCAAAUCUGUGACUUUUUAAUAAAAUAAAGGAAUAAAUAGGAA